AUUUUGCGCGAUAUUCAAGUAAGUUGGAAGUCGUUGCUAAAUCUGCUGUAACGCUGCUCAAAUUAACAUCGGUACUCUAUCGCUUGAUUUAAACAGCAAUCAGCCAGAGAUAGCGGAUCUACUGUUAUCGCAAGGCGCAGCCGUCGAUGCCACCAACAACGUCGACAACAAGAGAUGUACUGCUCUGCAUAUAGCAGUUAAAAAAGUGUACGUGAAAUGCGUCAAAGUGCUGCUGCGUUAUCAUUGCGACGUGAAUCUCCAGGACAUGAAUGGCGAUACAGCGUUGCACUAUGCAAUCAAGAACAACGCGCUGAAUGUGAUCGACAAGUUAUGCGUCGAGAAAAUCGAUUUCACAUUAAGUAACAAUGAGGGCUUUAACAUGCUGCACUAUGCUGCGUUCGUAGGCAACGUUCAUGCAACGAAGAGGCUGGUUACACAAGUGCCUCACUUGGUGGAUAUGAAAAUGGAGGACGGAAAUGCAGCGUUGCAUCUAGCAGCGUUGAAGGGACACAGAGAAGUCGCGGCCAUCCUUCUUUCGCAGAAUGGCGGCCGCGCCGAAGUCGAUUUGCGUAACAAUUUAGGACAAACGCCAUUGAGCGAGGAAUUUAUCGUCAUAUAUAUAGUUUUCAAACUCUGUUUUAAAACAACAGCACAAGUUUCCAAAAUUCUUGUCUUUGAAAUAACAAAGUGCUUUCUCCGCGAAUAAUUUAACAAUUUAA
This is a messenger RNA of Wasmannia auropunctata (little fire ant), 719 nucleotides long. RefSeq names its product E3 ubiquitin-protein ligase MIB2-like. Gene Ontology annotation, biological process: protein ubiquitination. Gene Ontology annotation, cellular component: cytoplasm. Gene Ontology annotation, molecular function: protein binding; ubiquitin-protein transferase activity. The transcript has 2 exons. Bases 266 to 706 code for a protein of 146 amino acids. NCBI's taxonomy places the organism in Eukaryota, Metazoa, Arthropoda, Insecta, Hymenoptera, Formicidae. The record is from RefSeq and is a predicted model, not a curated record.